Closterium sp. Yama58-4 is the source of this 567-nucleotide messenger RNA. NCBI's taxonomy places the organism in Eukaryota, Viridiplantae, Streptophyta, Zygnematophyceae, Desmidiales, Closteriaceae. The record is from the annotation of a GenBank genome assembly.
AUGUCUACCGGCGCGGGUGAUGCGGACCCCUUUAGACGCACAACUGGCGCCGACAGUGAGCCGCCGCUUGGCGGAGCGGCCGCGAAGGGCGGAGAGGCGGCGGAGCGAGGAGGGAGGGCUGGCGACGGCGUGGGGAGGGAUGGGGUGGGGCGAGAAAGCUUGGGGAACGAUGGCGUGGGGAACGAUGGCGUGACGGGAGACGAGGAGUCGCGGCGGCGACUGAUGCAGUCAGAGCUGCUGUUUGACGUCGGGGAGGAGAAGAGCCCACUGGUGUACUGCGAUGACUACAACGUGCGCCUCUUUGGCAUCGAGAAGCUGCACCCCUUUGACUCGGGCAAGUGGGGGCGCAUAGUGCGAUUUCUCAUUGACGAGGGGCGUGUACAGCCACACCAGGUGGUGAACCCCAGGGCUGCUACUAACGACGACCUGCUGCUGGUGCAUUCUCAGGAGUACCUGGACAGCCUUGGAAGCAGCUUCAAUCUCGCCACCAUUGGGGAGCUGCCCCCACUGGCCCUCUUCCCCAACUUCGUCCUCCAGCAUCGAGUUGUGCGCCCCUUUCGAUACCAG